Molecule: messenger RNA, 5091 nt
Organism: Carya illinoinensis
Lineage: Eukaryota; Viridiplantae; Streptophyta; Magnoliopsida; Fagales; Juglandaceae
Product: zinc finger BED domain-containing protein RICESLEEPER 2-like
Exons: 4
Coding region: 1539-3665 (708 amino acids)
Molecular function (GO): protein dimerization activity; DNA binding
Source: RefSeq, a predicted model, not a curated record
GUUGAGAAUCUAUUGCUGGGUAGGAUGAUGAAACAGGUUAUGAGCGUGGGCCAAAGGUUGUUGAAGUAUGAAACCCCAGCCAUUAUAAAAAGUUAGGUACUUUCCAGCUUUAUAAAAGAAUUUAUUCUUGAGGCUCAUAUCUCAAUCUGUUACAGAUGCUCUGUCAGAUUCCAUUCCACAUGUAAUCGUCUACUCAAAAAGAAAGUGUUGUCGGUUCUAACGCUCAUUCUUCCUUGCAACUUAUGAAGUUACUGUUUUCAGGAGAUAGAUUUGCUUGGCUGCGGGGCAAUGAGUUUUCACGUCACACUUUAGCUGGACUCAAUCCGGUGAACAUUGAGAUUUUGAAGGAAUUUCUAAUUCUCAGCGAGCUAGACCCUGCUGUCCAUAGUCCUCCAGAGUCGGCCUCACGAAGGAAUUGAUAGAGCAAGAACUCAAUGGACUGAGUGUAGAAAAGAAAAAUUUAUACUCGCAAGUGAGUUCUCUCAGCCUCUCAAGUUAAUUGUUAUUUAAUGAUUGUUUAUGUUCUUGCUUGAACUAUUUAAUAAUGCUUUAUUGUUCAUGUUUGGGUUGAUUAAUCUGAUCCUAUGGUGAUUUUGGCCUUAAGUAGUGGUGCACCUUGAUUAUUUAACAUGUAUUGGUUGUAUUAAAUAUACAAUCUGUCUUGUAGUUGUGUAACUGUGUUUAUGUUCUAAUUUCAAGUAUUUAAAUAUAAUUUUUGAAUCUGUUUUGGUUGCUUAUAAAGUAUCAUAUAUGGUGAUUGCUUCAAGUAUUAAAUUUACAAUCUGUCUUGUAGUUGUGUAAUUGUGUUUAUGUUCUAAUUUCAAGUAUUUCAAUAUACUUUUUUGAAUCUGUUUUGGUUGAUUAUAAAGGAUCAUAUAUGGUGAUUGCUUCAAGUAUUUAAUUCAUGUUAUCUUUACCAUGUGUUACUUGAUUCAUCUUAAUUCUUAUCCAAUCUGUUUUUUGUUUAUGUUCUAAUUCCAAGUACUUAAAUAUGCAUAUGUAGAAUCUGUUUUGAUUGAUUAUAAAUGUUUAUACAUUGUUCUUGCUUCAAGUAUUUAAUGUAUGCCAUAAAAUUGUGUUGCUUGAUUAAUAUGUUCCAAUCUGUUUUGUGUUUCUGUUCUAAUUACAAGUAUGAAAUGGCAUUUGUGUUUUUCAUGUUUUUGUGGCAAGUUUUAUCCAGUUUCUUUUAUGUUUAUGUUGUUGAGGUGCCUUGCUUCUGGAGGCACAUCGGGCCACUAAGGCAAGAUUGAAUACUAAAAUUGUUCAAGUCAAAUUAGUUUGACUUUAACAUAUGUUUUAGUUGAAUUAAAUCAACUAUAUCAGCCUUGCCUUUUGGAGGCACAUUGAGCCAUCAAGGCAGGGCUGUAUAACAAAACUGUUAUUGUGAAAUUGUUUUGACUUUAACAUCUUUUAGUAUCCUUGCCUUCUGGUGGCACCUUGAGCCACCAAGUUGAAAGGUUGUUUUGAAUUCUGGUCUGUGAUCCCAUGCUUAUGGGUUGUUUCUGGUUUUGUGUUUACAAUUUAUUAGAUCCCACCAAAUGGGUGAUCCAGUUAAUGAUGUUGAUCCGGUAGAGGAGUAUGAAAAUGAAAACUCUGUUGGGAUUAGCUUAGUAGAGGCCAUAUCUGAUAAUGAUAGAGACACUGCCCAAAAUUCUCAGGCCCCUAAUACUGUGUCUACUGAGGGCCCUUCCACAGAAGUUCAAACAGUAGCCUAUGAAAGAAAAAAAAGAAAGAGGACUUCUGAUGUAUGGAAGGAUUUUGUUGAAGUUGAUAGCAAUGGGGUUAAACAGCCUCAAUGUAAGUGGUGUAAAACUAUAUUUAAAGCUUCUCGCUCAAGUUCUACCACUACAUUACGUAGGCACCUGCUGACUUGUUUGCCAUACAUGGGGUCUAAGAAAAAACAAAAAGUCUUAGCAGUUGAGUCUAAGGAGGCAGAUGGUGCCUUCACUGUCUCAAACUUUACCUAUGAUCGUAAUAGGGUCCGAGAGCUUGCCUCUCAUAUGAUACUUUACCAUGAAUAUCCAUUCUCUUUAAUGGAACAUGUGGUAUUUAAUAGAUUCAUGAGUGCAAACACUCCAUAUUGGGAAAAAAUGUCUCGGGCUGCUGCAAAGAAAGAAUGCAUGAGAACUUAUGAGAAUGAAAGGACAAAGUUAAGGGCUUUGCUUAAACAUGUGAAUAAGGUUCAUAUCACAACUGACAUGUGGACUUCUUGUCAAAAACUUUCAUAUAUGGUAGUGACAUGUCAUUUUAUAGACUCUGAUUGGCACCUUCAGAGGCGUGUCUUGAACUUUUGUAAUGUGCCACCUCCACAUACUGGCCUUCUUAUUGCUGAUGCUUUAGAAAAGUGUUUCCAAAGUUGGGGGAUUGAGAAUAAAAUUAGUUCAAUUACUGUUGACAAUGCUAGUUCUAAUGAUGUUGCCAUUCGAAUCUUGAAAGAUGAUUUUAGAUUGAAGAAAACACUGUCUGUAAGUGGCCAACUGUUUCAUGUACGUUGUUGUGCACAUAUAACAAAUUUACUUGUACAGUAUGGACUUGGGGAGAUUAGGGAUAUUAUUGAUUGUGUUAGAGAUGGUAUAAAAUAUCUAGUAGCAUCGGAGAGUAGGCUAAAACAGUUUAGUGAAAUUGCAAAACAGUUACAAUUGCCCUCAAAGAAACUGAUUUUAGAUGUGCCUACAAGAUGGAACAGCACUUAUUUAAUGUUGGAUGCUGCAAUUCAGUUCAAAGAAGUUUUUCCUAGAUAUGGUGAUAGAGAUAGAUGUUUUGAGUGGGUUCCAACUGUUGAAGAGUGGGGGCAAGUUGAAAAUGUUUGUCAACUAUUAGCUAUUUUCAAUGAAGUCACCAAUAUUGUAUCUGGAAGUGAUUACCCAACAGCAAACUUAUUUCUUUCUGAAGUUUGGAGAAUGAAAGACAUCUUAGGUAAGAAGAGUAGAGAUGAGAAUGAGUACAUGAAAUCAAUGGUAAGAAAAAUGAGUGCUAAGUUUGACAAAUAUUGGGGGGAGUGUAAUCUAUUGAUGUCAAUUGCUGCGGUGUUAGAUCCUAGAUUUAAACUGGUCCUGAUCCAGUUCUGUUUUCCUUUAAUUUAUCAUGGGCCGGAGGCUGCAAAGAAUAUUGAUCAUGUGUCUGCUGUGUUGCUUGAGUUAUAUAAUGAGUAUAUUCAUGAAUACAAUUCAACUCUUGAGGCACAAAGAGAGCAGGAUAAUGCUCGAAUGAAUGUAUCUGGUUCUUCCUCAAGUGUUGGGACUGGGAGAAGCAUGCAGAGUGGCCAGUCAUUAUUUAAAUCUUUUGUUAGAAGUGUUGAUACCGUGCAGCCUAGUAAAUCAGAACUAGACAAUUAUUUAGAGGAGAGCAUUUAUAUUUGUGAAGAGGGUUCAGAUGCAAGUUUUGAUGCCUUGGAAUGGUGGAAAACAAAUAGUCUCAAGUUUCGAACUUUAUCCAAACUGGCCCGAGAUAUUUUGGCUACUCCAAUUACCACAGUUAGCUCAGAAUCAACAUUCAGCGCAGGAGGCAGAGUCAUUGAUCCUCAUAGAGCUUCAUUGAAGACUGAAACUGUCCAGAUGUUGUUAUGUGGGUCUGAUUGGGUUAGGGCACUAUAUGGCCUUAAAAGAUCAUCCACAAAUUCUAUGGAUGUCCCAUCAGAAACUCAUUUUCUCUUGCCACAGCAAUAGGCCCAUACAAACUUACAUUCUGUUUUUUGAGCAUGUUGAAAAAAUGGAGCAUUUGGGCAGUUUUCUAGUUUUAUCUGAUUUUUUUUGUUUAGUCUAUAUUAUUUGCUAUAUGAUAUUUGGACAGUUUACUUUGUAAUAUUUGGACAGUUUGGUUGUUCUAUUUGAUUUUGUUUGGGAUGAUAUGAGUCAUGAUAGUUCAGGUAAUUUCUAAGUUCUAACUCUUCACCAUCCAGAUUUCCUUAAUUUACUUUAAAUGGCAAAUUAAAUUUUGCAUUGCAAACAUCCCUUGACAAUAUUACUAAGUUAAAAGUACUUGAGUAAUUUUGCAAGGGAAUAAAAAUUAUAUUAAUGUUUUUUUACUGGAUCAGUGUGUGCAGGUUGUCAUGGUGAUUUUCUUCAAGUUUGGGAACUUGUUGACUUCUGACAUGGUGAACUCCGAUUUUGUAUAAGUUUGGUAACUUCCUGUCAUUGUGAAUGUUCAAAUUUUGGUAACUGCAGUCUGCAGUUAGAAGAAUGAGAUUAAUUUCAAACUUUGGUAACUUGUUGUGAACAUCUAUUUUGGACACUGCAGUUGGCCAUCUAUAUGUUUGUCUGGCUGAUUUUGUUGAACUUUGGUAACUUGUUAUGAACUUGUAAUUUCUUUGGUAACUUAUUUGGUAACUGCCAAUGGUAUGAGAAUGAGAGUAUUGUGGGCCUGUGGCUGGUAACUGUCUCAAACUGCAUUUUGUAUCUACUUUGUAUUGAUAUUUUGUGGCUGGUAUGAGAGUAUUGAGUUAUGUGUAUUUUCUAUGUGUGUGCCCAUUGAAGUUGUCAACUUGUCUACCUCACAGUUUGUUUUCUGGCUGAUAUGAGUCAUGCCUAUUGGCUAUUGCCUAUUGCUGGGUCGUUGUUUUGGAUCUGUUCUAUGGUAACUGCAUAAUGCAUUUGGUAAUUUUGCUGAAUCACUGAUGCACAUAUUUCUAUCAGAUUUUGGGAACUAGCUGACUUAUGUGACUGUCAUGGUGAUAUCAGAUUGUAUUGACUUGUCUAAAUCCCUAAUGCACAUAUUUAUUUAUGAUAUUGCCUGUAUAAUUAUAUUGUGUAACUUGUUAGAGAUAUGAUAUUGAUUUUUCACGGCAAAUUAAGUUUUGCAUUUUCUGUGGAAUAUCCCUUGACAGUAUUGCUAAGUUAAUGGUACUUGAGCAAGGGAUUAAAAAUAACACCAAUUUUUUUAGUGUAUUAGUGUAUGCAGGGCAACAAUGUAUUUCUGGCUGGCUCCAUGCAUGAUUCCAUGAAGACUGAGGACUUUGUCAUUUGACAGCCUAUUUUUUGUUUUGAAAUAUAAUGUAUAUUAUUUCAUAAUUUAUUGCUGUAAAUUGUAAUUAAUUUUUUUAUUCACUUGUUCCGUUAAGAUGUAAAGCUUCGUCUAAUAUUGUACCAUAAGUCC